Symbiodinium sp. CCMP2456 is the source of this 3009-nucleotide messenger RNA. The record is from the annotation of a GenBank genome assembly. NCBI's taxonomy places the organism in Eukaryota, Dinophyceae, Suessiales, Symbiodiniaceae.
AUGGCGCUGGAACUGCAGAGCGAAGUGGUCGAGUUGCACGAGGAACCUGGGGACUUCUGGCUCGGCUCGGGGAUGCUCGGGCUCGGGGGCUCCCCCUCUCCGAUCAGGAUGGCAUUCAGCAUCUCAUCGCUGUCGUUUCUCGGGCUCGUGGCGAUCAUCUACUACUCGGUUUCCGGAGGGCCCUAUGGAGUCGAGGAUGCAGUGUCUUCUGCUGGUCCUUUACUGUCCCUCACAGGCUUUCUUGUCAUGCCUCUGGUCUGGUCGGUACCAGAAGCACUGGUUACGGCUGAGCUUGCAACUUGCUUCCCGAGCAAUGCUGGCUUCGUAGAGUGGGUGACUGCCGCUUUUGGCCCGUUUUGGGGCUUUGUGGAGGGCUUCCUGUCUUGGCUCAGCGCAGUGGCCGACGCCUCCCUGUACCCAGUGCUUUUUCGGGACUAUUUGGUGACAGUUUGGCCUGAGAUUGGAUCUGGCAUUGCAGGCAACAUCUUCAUCGCCAUGAUAACACUUGCUAUCACUGCUUUGAACUAUGUUGGGUUGAGUAUCGUGGGCUGGGUUGCAUUCGCGCUUGCAGGGUUCGUUCUGUCCCCGUUCGCCUUCAUGGUUGUGGUCGGUGCACCGCAGAUUGAACCGUCCAACCUACUGAUCUCUCCUCCGGCUUCAGAGGUCGACUGGUCAGGCUUUCUGAACGUCCUCUUCUGGAAUCUCAACUACUGGGAUUCGGCUUCAACACUUGCAGGUGAAGUGCAAGAUGCGGAGAGAUCGUACCCAAAGGCUUUGGCCCUGGCUUUGAUCGCCGUGGUACUCUCGUACCUUCUCCCAUUGUUGAUCGGCCUUGGCAUCCCUGGGCCAACGGCUGAUUGGAAGAACUGGCAGUCAGGGGAGCUGGCUGUUGUGGGCGGUCAAUUGGGUGGCCCGUUCGUUAAGUCAUGGGUCAUUGCUGGUGCAGCUGUCAGCUGUCUCGCACAACAAUUGUCGGAAAUGGCAGAGGGUGCUUUUCAGCUCCAAGGCAUGGCAGAAGAUGGAUGGUUGCCGAGCUUCUUUGGACACCGAUCCCGGUACGACACCCCCUCUGUUGGCCUGUUCUUGAUUGCAAUCCUGGUUUUGGUGCUGAGCUCUUCCUCAAGUUUCAGCGCGAUUGUCAAUGUGCUCAACGCCGUCUAUUGCCUUGCGCAGGUACUGGAGUUUUCGGCGUUUCUGCACCUCAGAAGAAAACACAACGACAUGGAACGCCCCUUCCGCGUUCCGUGCUCUUUUCAGGUGUGCUGCCUCAUGCUGGCGCUUCCUCUUGCUUUCUGCUUCGUUCUAUUGAUUCUGCCCUUCUUCGCCGGAGACUGGCUGCAGGUUGGCGCUAUUGGUGGUUCAGUCGCGAUGGCCGUCCUUCUUCACUGCUGUUUGGAAUUCUGCCGUCGACAUGGCUGGUUGCACUUUCGAAGGCAACCCCCCCGUGGACUUGAAGACAUCCUCGCAGCUCAAGCCUCCCAUUUCGCCAGCACAGCCUCGGAAAGCCCACAGCACGGAUCUGAGACCCUUGGUCAGUCCGAUCUUCAGAUGUUGUCGCAGACUCUGACAUCGUUGGCUCAGGCACAUGGGGCCCAUUCCUUUCAUGUGGUUCUUGCUAUGGAGGCACGCGAAGGACCGGCAGGAUUGGAGAAGGCCGCGCAGCUCUCCGACGGUUUCUCCAAGUAUUUUUCCACGCUUCGAAGCACCAGUCAUCCCUCCAAUCUGCGAGAGGAGCACGCAGAUGGCUCAUGGGAUGCAGAAGUUCCUGGGAAGGCUUCGAAUGUAAAGUGGGCGGUUCGGGAGGCUCACAGAGAGCUUCUAAAGGAGUCCGUGGAUCCUGCUUCAGUGAUCCUCACAGUUGCGGAUGCAGAUGUCGUUUUCCAUCCAAGAUAUUUCAGCCACUUGACGAGGGACUUCGGCGUUGUUCGUCGGCGUGGAGGUGGCUGGCAUGAGUGGACCAUUUGGCAAGCACCACAGCUGCCAUUUCGAAAUUACUAUGCGUCGCCGGCUUGUUCCCGGGUGUGGGCCUAUGUUGCGUCUAUUUGGGAAUGUGGUGGGGUUGCAGGCCUCAGCUUCGGGAGCGAGCAUUUUGCCUUUAGCACCUACUCGCUGCCGCUGCUCCUGGCAGUGGAGGCGGAAGCCCACGAGGGAGAUGUGAUUGCGGAGGACCACCACUGCUACAUUCGCUGCUUCUUUUACAGCGCUGUGAAGGAAGCUGCGCUCGCUCAGGGAGGCCAGGAAAUUCCAGCAUGGCGAGGCCUGGCUAGGGCACACCUUCGACCAAUCUUCCUGCCUGUGAAGUCCACAUCUGUCGUUUCAGACAAGGGUGUCUGGCAGACUUGGAUAGACAGGUGGUUUCAAGCCAAGAGACAUGCUCAGGGCGUUGCUGAGCUCUCCUUCUUCGUUUUGGCUGUCUGGGACGCUCUGCGACAGCUUCCCACAGCAUUGUGGUCGGCCUCGUUUGCACUCUCUGUUGCGAGGAUGGCAGGCACGCUGGUGUUCAUCCACAUGAUUCCGCCAUGCCAUUUUGUGGCCAUGGGAAGCCUGCUUCUCUACUGGAUGGCCAACGGGCACAUCGACAUCUGCAGUCCAGCCGAGAAUGCCAGGGACUUCGCUUUGUGCAGUGCAGCCGGGGUGUGGAAUCCAGCAUGGCCAGCCAUCCCAAUCACGGCACUGAUCAUUGCUGCAAGCGUUGCCAUGGUGUCGACGGUCUACCUGCAGCCCUUGGAGCGAGGCCACUAUCGCAGCUCGCUUUGGACAUUGGAGGCCGGUGGCCUUCCCACGACAUGCGGUUCAUCACUGAUGACACUCACAGGCCUGGUGCUGUGGGACUGCUUGGUUUGCACUGGGCUUCUUGUGCUUCCCUACGGCAUCGUCACUGAGAUUUUGGCCUUCUGGAACGUUGCUUUCAGGGGAAAUCGCUUCGACUACGUCACGGCUGCAAAGGCAAUGGCUCCAUCAGAGCUGCCGGAAGUGCAGACGAGGCCAUUGCUGCGAUCAGCUGCCUGA